AUGAAAAUAAAACUAAUUGAUUCGGUGGUGCGGAGUUUCAAGGUGGCAAAGAUCUUCAGAGAAAACACAGACAAAAUCAACGCCAUCGAUUUUGCCCCCAAUGGUGAACACCUCAUAUCCUGCAGCGAAGACGACCAGAUUGUAAUAUACGAUUGCGAAAAGGGCACGCAGUCGCGGACGGUGAACUCUAAGAAGUACGGCGUGGACCUGAUCCACUUCACACAUGCAAACAACACAGCUAUCCAUAGUUCUACCAAGGUCGACGACACCAUCCGGUACUUGAGCCUCCAUGACAACAAAUAUCUGCGCUACUUCCCCGGCCACACGAAGAAAGUCAUAUCGCUGUGCAUUUCGCCGGUUGAAGAUACUUUCCUCUCGGGCUCGCUGGACAAGACCCUGCGGCUAUGGGAUCUAAGAUCACCCAACUGUCAGGGUCUAAUGCAUCUUUCUGGCCGACCCAUUGCCGCCUACGACCCUGAAGGCCUCAUUUUCGCAGCCGGCGUCAACUCGGAAAGCAUCAAACUCUAUGAUCUUAGGUCGUUUGAUAAAGGUCCAUUUGUAACCUUUAAGCUAAACCAAGAAAAGGAAUGUGACUGGACUGGAUUGAAGUUCUCCCGAGACGGCAAAACAAUUUUAAUAAGCACCAAUGGCUCGGUUAUCCGGUUAGUGGACGCUUUUCACGGCACACCGUUGCAGACCUUCACUGGAUAUCCGAACAACAAAGGCAUCGCCAUCGAGGCCAGCUUCAGCCCCGACUCACAAUUCAUCUUUUCGGGCAGCACCGAUGGCCGAGUUCACAUUUGGAACGCAGACACGGGGAACAAGGUGUCCGUGCUGAACGGAGAUCAUCCCGGUCCAGUGCAAUGUGUCCAAUUCAAUCCCAAGUACAUGAUGCUGGCCUCCGCGUGUACCAACAUGGCCUUUUGGCUGCCCACAUCUGAAGAAGGCUUGUAGAGAUAGAUGUAUCAUUUGUGUGUUCUUGAUAAGGUUUAAGUUUAAUAUAAAAAUAACAAUUGUAAACACCAUCCAUUGGAUUCCAAACUAAA
This is a messenger RNA of Drosophila ananassae, 1046 nucleotides long. RefSeq names its product WD repeat-containing protein 82 (gene Wdr82). The coding region runs from base 1 to 954 and encodes 317 amino acids. Lineage: Eukaryota; Metazoa; Arthropoda; Insecta; Diptera; Drosophilidae. Gene Ontology annotation, cellular component: Set1C/COMPASS complex. The record is from RefSeq and is a predicted model, not a curated record. Gene Ontology annotation, molecular function: chromatin binding; protein binding. The transcript has a single exon.